AUGGCGAGCGAAAGCGUAAUGUUUCUGAUGAGUAUGAGCAACACAAUGGCAACGUUAUGGCCGGCGCCAAUCGAAAUGGAUUUUAUAGACGAAGGAGAACUUGUGGAAACAGAGAAUGACGCUCGAAAAAUUAAUGCAUCUAGAUGGACAGUCUGCUCCAAUAUAAUUCGUCUUCAUUUAAAAAGAAUGAAAGAUUGUGGUGUCGAGAUUUCGAUCGGAAAAAGUACAGAUCUCGGAGUGAGCAUGACACGUGGAAAUUCAGAUGACAAACUUCAAUCACUGCUGGAUGUUGUAAAAAGUAUUUCGAAAAUGACGAAAUCAAAUGGGGAAGCGAGCGCGGAGUUCGCGAUUCGAGAAAUCGAAAAAAUGGCGAGAGCAGAGAAACAAUGCGAUAAAAAGCAAAUUCAUUGGUUUGCCGACGCCGAAAUGUUCGUUGAUUUGGAUCUCGAACUAAUCAAUCGAAAAUUUCCUCCAAAUCUCGUCAAUAUGUAUGUGAUCGGCGAGCUUCGCACGUUUCACGAGAACUUUGAAUCUUCGAAAGAAGUAACGAAUCUAUUGAUUCUUGGAAAUGUGAACGUACGAUUUCUCGUUUGUCCGGCGGAUUUAUACGAGUUGAGAAGUGAAAUUUUGUCGGAGAAACGAUACGAAACGAGCGAGAAUUCGGUGAAAUGUCGAGUUGGAAAAAGUUCUUUCGAGAUUAAGGUACUACAAACCCACCGAGUAGGCAAACCGGUUUGGUUAUUUAAUAAAAUUCGAUUCAUUGGAUUUCUCCCGGAAAUCGAUUUAUGCCGAGUUGGAUUCUUUACACAAAAGAUCUCGGUUGAGAGUCAAGUUUCAAUAUCUUGUGAAACUUCGUCUGGAAAUCAGAUUCUCUGGUCGUUGGCUGAAUAUAUGUUCAGUGAAUUCAGGAAGCCACGUGUCGUACUUUUCAGUUAUAAAGGAGAGAAGAAGAAUCGAGGAUUCUGUUUUAUGGUUGCUAGUGAAGAGAAGACAGGUGGAGGAGCUAUUAUGUCCUUGAUUCAGCUGAGAAAAUCGAUAAAGAAAAAGUUGAAGAAGUCGUUGGAAUUAGUAGAAGAAAUCGAGGAAAAAUCGACUCCCCUCCCAAACCACUCGUAUCAGCAAGUGGCACCCGCCGAUAUCAGUGUGAUCAAGAGACGAAUGAUGGAAAUCGGAAAAACGAAGGAGCCAGAAGCGAAGAGAAUGAAAUUUGAGAAAUUUGCCGGUGAAUAUGAUCUCAUUAAUGGUCGUAACACCUUCAUGGAGACAACUUCCGCGUGGCGAAAGCAUUACGGUCUUGUUGAUUCGAAGAACGCCGAUGGAAACAAUAAUAGUUAG
This is a messenger RNA of Caenorhabditis remanei, 1335 nucleotides long. RefSeq lists its product as uncharacterized. NCBI's taxonomy places the organism in Eukaryota, Metazoa, Nematoda, Chromadorea, Rhabditida, Rhabditidae. The coding region runs from base 1 to 1335 and encodes 444 amino acids. The record is from RefSeq and is a predicted model, not a curated record. The transcript is spliced from 6 exons.